Messenger RNA from Mesorhabditis belari, 816 nucleotides. The record is from the annotation of a GenBank genome assembly. Lineage: Eukaryota; Metazoa; Nematoda; Chromadorea; Rhabditida; Rhabditidae.
AUGGCCGUUAGCGGGGUGACUUGUGAAAUGGGCGGAUGGAGGCCGAUUUUCUAUCUUCACGGAUCGGUCUCCGUAAUCAUUGCCGUAUUCUGGCUGAUUUUCUUCAUUGAUUACCCACAUAAACAUCCGUAUUUAUCGAAUCAAGAAUACCAGUUGUUGCACUCGGACACUCGGUCACCGAUGGGGCAAAAUGAGCAGCCGAAAGUACCGUAUUGCAAAUUGGUCUCAAACAAAGGCAUCGUCGCUGUGCUCAUUGCCGCUAUUGGGAACUACAAUGGAAUCAGUCCACUCAUCGUCUUUUGUUCCCUUUUGAUGAGGAAAGGUUUGGGCAGUUCGGAGCUCGAGAUCUCUUCAUACAUCUCCGCCUCUUUUGCCAUUCAAGCUUUCUUCAAAAUAUUGAGUGGUGUUCUAAGUGAUAAAAUGAAGGGAUUUUCGGAGAAAAAUCGUCUUCGUCUCUUCAAUUCACUUUCUUGUGGCCUCUCCGGGGUAUUGAUGAUCGGAGUGGCUUUCUUGAAUCCAAAAGAUAAGAUCCUCUGCUCGAUAAUGCUAACAGUAACUCAAGCGAUCAUCGGCUUCAAUUCGGCCGGUUUCAAUCGAGCGGCAAUCGUUGUCUCUGGAAAAUAUGCCUCUUUUAUAAUGACAAUCAUCGGCAUAAUUGUCUCCUUAUCGACGGUCAUCGAACCGUACAUCAUGGCCGCUGUGGCACCCGAUCACACGUGGGGACAAUGGUUUCCUCUUCUCGUCGUUCAUGGGGCGAUCCUCAUUAUCUCGAAUGCUCUUUUCUGCUUACUCACUGACGGGAAACCGUUUCAAGAA